UCCUCCUUUUCUUUGCACUCAGACAUACAGAUCCGUCCUUGCAAUUACACAGCGUCUUUUGAGUCGAUCAUCAUCGGAUACAAAUCGUAAUCCAUCAACACUAGAGACAUGGCAUCAAGAGGGAUCAUCACGGGCCUGGUCCUCGUGCUCGCCGCCACGCUGUGGACUCAGUCCACGGCCCAGUCUGGGUGCACCACUGCCCUCACGAGCCUCGCGCCGUGCCUCAACUUCAUCCUCGGGAACUCGUCCACCCCAUCAUCCUCGUGCUGCUCCCAGCUCGCCAGCGUCGUCAAGGCGACCCCCCAGUGCCUCUGCUCGGUCAUGAAUGGCCCCAGCCCGGUGUUCGGCAUCACCAUCAACCAGACCCAGGCCCUGGCGCUCCCUAACGCUUGCAAUGUGCAGACCCCACCCGUCAGCCAGUGCAAUGCUGCCGCUAAUGCACCGACACCGGCCAGCGUGGGUGCGCCGGAGGUGCCACCUGUGGCUUCGCCGUCAGAUUCUCCAGCAGAGCCUUCCAAUGAGACACCAACUGCCGCAGCACCAACUGCUGCAGCACCAGCUGCCUCAACUCCUCCUUCAGGGACUCCAGGAACAGGGGGGUCUAAAGCUGUGCCAUCAACAAAUGGGAACACAUCUGAUGGAAGCAUUGUGAAAGCUCAACUUCGUCUCGCAGCGUUGGUCGUCCUCGUGGCUUCAAUCUUCAACAGAUUCUGAAUCAUAUAGUCGAAGAUUUGGAUUGUGCCGUGUUCAUUUGUUUGAUUAUUCUUUACGGCAUCGCUCGCCUUGCGUGUGUAUCGAGAAUUUUUCUGGUUGCCGCCAUCUAUGGCGGUGCAAUGUACUGUACUCUGUGCCAGUAGCAGUUCUGGAUGGUGCAUUUGAUUGUGUCGUUUGUCCUAGUGAAAAUUCUUUUCUGCUAGUUCAAUCAAUGGAAGUCUUUGGCGAUUUUCAAUUU
Rhodamnia argentea is the source of this 952-nucleotide messenger RNA. RefSeq names its product non-specific lipid transfer protein GPI-anchored 15-like. The transcript has 3 exons. Gene Ontology annotation, molecular function: lipid binding. Lineage: Eukaryota; Viridiplantae; Streptophyta; Magnoliopsida; Myrtales; Myrtaceae. The record is from RefSeq and is a predicted model, not a curated record. Gene Ontology annotation, biological process: lipid transport. Bases 109 to 714 code for a protein of 201 amino acids.